AAACAAACAGUUUAAUGUUUAUUUUAUUUGAGGUUUAUUCAAUGUUUCCCUCGAUAUUAAAACGUAGUCUAAAUAUAAAAAGAAUUCAUGCUGUUAGAUUUUUAGUUCCACCUCCAAGAAGAUGGAUACAUUUAACUUCAGUGUAAAUAUUACCUAUGUGGAUAAAGAUGGAAAGAAAACUAAAGUCAGAGGUAAAGUCGGAGAUAAUGCCAUGUAUCUAGCCCAUAGGCAUGGAAUAGAAAUGGAAGGUGCUUGUGAAGCAUCAUUAGCAUGUACAACAUGUCAUGUGUAUGUCCAAAGUGAAUACUUUGAUAAACUUCCUCCUUCAGAAGAAAAGGAGGAUGACUUGUUAGACAUGGCCCCUUUCCUUAAAGAAAAUUCUAGAUUAGGAUGUCAAAUUACUCUCACCAAAGACUUGGAAGGAAUGGAAUUAAGGUUACCUAAAGCCACAAGGAAUUUCUAUGUAGAUGGACACAAACCAACACCUCACUGAAAGGGCUUAUGUGCAAGUUAAGAGCUCAUGAUUAAAAAGUCAC
Molecule: messenger RNA, 536 nt
Organism: Chilo suppressalis (striped riceborer)
Lineage: Eukaryota; Metazoa; Arthropoda; Insecta; Lepidoptera; Crambidae
Source: the annotation of a GenBank genome assembly